This is a messenger RNA of Trichomycterus rosablanca, 1509 nucleotides long. RefSeq lists its product as uncharacterized. Gene Ontology annotation, molecular function: S-adenosylmethionine-homocysteine S-methyltransferase activity. The transcript is spliced from 9 exons. The record is from RefSeq and is a predicted model, not a curated record. Bases 479 to 1411 code for a protein of 310 amino acids. Gene Ontology annotation, biological process: S-methylmethionine cycle. Lineage: Eukaryota; Metazoa; Chordata; Actinopteri; Siluriformes; Trichomycteridae.
UGUCUAAAUGUAUUAUUUCAGAGGUUUUUUUGCAUUUCUAGAAGCUGCAGUGGACCGAGGAACGGUAGUCACUCAUUACACAAGAUUCAUCAGGUCACACAAGGUUAUAUCGAAGACAGUCAUGGACUAUUUAGUGUCUCCAAUUCACCUCACUUGCAUGUCUUUGGACUGUGGGAGGAAAGCGGAGCACCCGGAGGAAACCCACCCGGACACAGGGAGAACAUGCAAACUCCACACAAAACGGACCCGGACCGCCCCACCUGGGGAUCGAACCCAGGAUCUUCUUGCUGUGAGGCGACAGUGCUACCCACUUAGCCACCGUAUUAAAGUCAUUUAAAAGUCACCACAUAUAGAUUACCUGUAAUCUGAGUUAUACUUUAACAAUGUGCACUUUGUACCUCACCUAGAGCUGUUUGAGUUUACAACAUUGAAGAGAUAACAUCUCCAACCUAGAAGUCUAGAAGACUCAGGUGUGAAAAUGGAUUGCCUGCCCUUUAUUCUGGACGGUGGACUGGCUACAGAAUUGGAGGAAAGAGGAUUUCAGCUACAGGGAGAUCCUCUAUGGAGUGCUAAAAUUCUGCAUACAAACCCAAACACCAUAAAGGACGUACAUUACAGUUAUCUUCAGUCUGGAUCCGACGUCAUCACAACGGCUACAUAUCAGGCCAGUAUUGAAGGAUUCACAAAGCAUCUUGGUGUCAAACCUGAAGAGGCCGAGACGUUACUGAGGUCAGGGGUUCAGUUAGCAAAAGAGGCAGCAGCAGAAUUCAUGUCCAGCUGUGCAACACCCGACAGAAGAAGGCCUCUGGUGGCAGGCUCCGUGGGUCCUUACGGGGCUUUUCUGCACGACGGAUCAGAAUAUACAGGAAACUACGCCUGCAAGAUGAGCGUCCAAGAGCUGAAGGACUGGCAUCGGCCUCAGGUUGGUAGUUUGGUGGCUGCAGGAGCGGAUCUCCUCGCGCUGGAAACAAUCCCGAGUCUUAAAGAAGCCGAGGCCUUAGUGGAGCUGCUGAGGGAGUUUCCUGAUACUAAAGCCUGGCUGUCAUUUACCUGCAAGGACGCCCAGAGUAUUUCAGAUGGUAACAAGUUCCUCAGUGCUGUUGAGGUGGCCAGUAAAUCCACUCAGCUGGUCGCUGUCGGGGUGAACUGCUCCCCCCCUGCUCUGGUAAAACCUCUUCUAGAAUCAGCCAGAUCACACAAGGCUGCCAGUAUGAGCUGGGUGGUUUAUCCCAACAGUGGGGAAGGCUGGGAUCCCAGUACAGGCUGGAUUAAAGAAAAAAGGACGUCAUUUACCGAGCUUAGUGCUGAGUGGAAAGAACAAGGAGCUUUAUGGAUCGGCGGCUGUUGUCGGAUCGGUCCAGCUGAUAUCGCUCAGUUGAGAAGUCAAUUAAUGAAGACCCAGACAUCUUAAAUCUAAAACUCAUUCACAACAAUCAGUGGAACAAACUUGACGUGUUAUACAAGACAUUGUAUAAAUAUUUAUUCAUAAACAAAAACUUGCCAACUAUU